GUUUAUACACCCAGUCGCUUUCAAGAAAUGGGGGUCGUCCUUACCUACGCGCGCACAAUCCGUCUCUUGCCGUCGUCUAAACUCCGCCUCCUAUCCAUUCGUCUCCCUAGAAACCCUAGCUUGCUAUCGACAACUCAGCCAGUGUCGACUACUGUUCGUCGCUUUACUGCUAUACCCGCCAUGGCAUCUGUUUUCAAGCCUGAAGAAGCUAGGCUUCCCACCGCUCUCCAGCCUCCGGUUCCUCCCGUUUCCAAGUUUAAGAUUGCGCUAUGCCAGUUGUCAGUGACGGCGGAUAAGUCAAGGAACAUCGCCCAUGCUCGCAGAGCGAUCGAGGAGGCUGCUUCGAAGGGGGCUCAGCUCGUGCUUUUGCCUGAAAUAUGGAACAGUCCAUACUCAAAUGAAAGCUUUCCUGUGUAUGCGGAGGAUAUUGAAUCUGGUGAUGGUGCAGCACCAUCAUAUUCCAUGCUUAGCGAAGCUGCUCGUUCCUUGAAGAUUACUAUUGUUGGUGGUUCAAUACCAGAACGUUCUGGUGAUCACUUGUAUAACACAUGCUGCAUUUUCGGUACGGAUGGAAGUCUCAAGGGUAAACAUAGAAAGUUACAUCUGUUCGACAUUGAUAUUCCCGGGAAGAUAACCUUUAAGGAGUCAAAGACCCUCACAGCUGGGCAACAACCGACCAUCGUUGACACAGGUUUAUCUUAUUCUGAAUGGUUAUUGAUGUUUCGUGGAUUAGGUGCUCAUUUAAUAUGCUAUCCUGGGGCAUUUAACAUGACCACUGGUCCCCUUCAUUGGGAAUUGCUACAGAGGGCAAGGGCUGCUGAUAAUCAGCUAUUUGUAGCAACAUGCUCCCCAGCUCGUGAUGCCAGUGCUGGAUAUAUUGCUUGGGGCCACUCCACUCUUGUUGGUCCGUUUGGAGAAGUCAUUGCAACUACUGAGCAUGAAGAAGCCAUCAUUGUGGAAGAGAUUGAUUAUUCACUGAUAGAACUGAGAAGGUCCAACCUCCCAUUACAGAUUCAAAGGCGUGGGGAUCUCUAUAAGUUUGUUGAUGUGCAAAGGGUCAGCCAUCACUAGAUAAUUAUCUUGUUUCUUGAAAAAAGUUGUAGCUUCGUUGUGCUUCUAAAAAAUCUGAUUUUUUCCGUUUACAUGAACUUUAAAUUAAUAAUUGCAAGUUGUUCUUGAUUUA
This is a messenger RNA of Dendrobium catenatum, 1183 nucleotides long. Its product is annotated as omega-amidase, chloroplastic. Bases 28 to 1071 code for a protein of 347 amino acids. The record is from RefSeq and is a predicted model, not a curated record. Gene Ontology annotation, molecular function: omega-amidase activity. Gene Ontology annotation, cellular component: mitochondrion. NCBI's taxonomy places the organism in Eukaryota, Viridiplantae, Streptophyta, Magnoliopsida, Asparagales, Orchidaceae. Gene Ontology annotation, biological process: L-glutamine metabolic process; oxaloacetate metabolic process. The transcript is spliced from 9 exons.